Emiliania huxleyi CCMP1516 is the source of this 855-nucleotide messenger RNA. RefSeq lists its product as hypothetical. Gene Ontology annotation, cellular component: cytoplasm. Lineage: Eukaryota; Haptophyta; Isochrysidales; Noelaerhabdaceae. Gene Ontology annotation, biological process: protein refolding. The record is from RefSeq and is a predicted model, not a curated record. The transcript has 3 exons. Bases 1 to 855 code for a protein of 284 amino acids. Gene Ontology annotation, molecular function: protein folding chaperone.
AUGGCCACCGCCGUCAGCGCCGACGGGAGCAUAUCGGCAAAGGCCGUGGUGACCACGCCGCUCGUAGCGGAGGCCACCCGGCUGCAGGGCCUCGGCAUGCUCGCCGCUGCCGCGCUCGGCCGCGCGCUCACCUGCACGCUCCUCGUCGCGGACGGGCUCAAGGACGAGGAGACCUUCCAGGUCACGUUCAACGGUGAUGGACCGCUGAGAGGCGUCAUGGCGACCGCCAACGGCAAGCUCGAGUCGCGCGGCUACGUCGGCAACCCCGCCGUCACGCUGCCGCCCACCGGCGCGGGCAAGCUCGACGUGGGAGGCGGCGUGGGCAAGGGGUCGCUGCAGGUGGUGCGCCAGAAGCAUCUUCCCGGCGCCGACCUGCCUUCGCAGUACUCGUCCAUCACCGAGAUCCGGACCGGCGAGAUCCCGGAAGACAUCAACUACUUUCUGCUCGAGUCGGAGCAGCGGCAGGGAGCCCUCGCCGCCGGCGUAUUCGUUGCGGGCGUGCGGGUGGACGCUGGCGGGGGCUGGUACGUGCAGCUGCUGCCGUUUGCGGCGGAGGAGUCGAUUGUGCGGCUCGAGGAGAACAUCGCCAAGCUGGCGAGCCGCUCGCCGACCAGCCUGGUGCGGGAGGGGCUGGGGCCGCGCGAGAUCGUCGACCUGCUGCUCGACGGACUCGAGCCGGUCUUCGCCGACGACAAGCCGGCGCGCGUGCUGCGGACGAUGGCGCUCAUCCCGCGAGAGGAGCUCGAGGAGAUGCUCACCUCGAACGAGGUCAUCGAGGCCAGAUGCGAGUUUUGCGGCACCCUCUACCGAUCGACGCCCGAGGAGCUGCGCGAGAAGCUCGAGGCGCGCGAGUGA